This is a messenger RNA of Saccoglossus kowalevskii, 841 nucleotides long. RefSeq lists its product as uncharacterized. The record is from RefSeq and is a predicted model, not a curated record. Lineage: Eukaryota; Metazoa; Hemichordata; Enteropneusta; Harrimaniidae.
AUAACAACUGGUCGUAUUUUGGAACAGUCUAUCGGCCGAUCUCUUUCCAACCGCUAGGCUGUAGUGUGUGCUCCCGACUUUAUCUACUCCACAGGUUUCUUAUCUUGAUCAAGUCAUAUCUACAAAUAUGACGACUAAAAUAAGUGACGCCGAAGUAAAGGCGAUAGCUGUGGAUGUGGUUCGUAAAUUCACAUCCCUGUAUAAUGUUGGUAAAUUAAGACAACUAGUUGAGUUAUAUACCACGGACUGUAAGCAGAUGGCACCUGGCAAUGAGGUUAAACAUGGAAGAGAAGGGGCUAUGGAGGGACUUGUCCGUAUGCGGAAAUACGUUGCUUCUUACCACCCUCAUGAACCAGAUCGGUAUGGAACCAUUAAAAAUAACGAAUUGUACUAUGCCUCCGCUGGAUUCACGUGCUAUAAUGCUGAUGGCGAACCACUGUACCCUGGGAAAGUAGUCAUCCUGAUAAAGAAAGUAGACGGAGAGUAUCUGAUUUACACCGAUUGCUUCAACUACAAUACGACUCCCACAAAAUAAAUAAAUUGUUUUCAAGCGUGGGAAAAUGAAACUAGAAUGCUUGUAGUUGCUGGACUUACAUUGCUCCUGAAUUUAUUACGUCGUCUAAUAAUUUGCUAUUUUAGACAUUGGGACAAGCAUUAGUAUCCAGAGACUAAAGAAUUUUACAAAAAAUUCAGUAAAUGUUAUGCAAAACAAGAAAGUAAUGACAUAGAAUGCGUAGAAUGUGUUAUGUAAUUAUUGUUUUUAUUUCUAAUGAUGCAAAAUUGUAACUCAUUGUAAUUGUCAUUUUGUCAAUAAAUUCCAUAAGAUAAAACUAUAUAUAAA